This is a messenger RNA of Saccharomyces cerevisiae S288C, 1587 nucleotides long. RefSeq names its product Frt2p (gene FRT2). The record is from RefSeq and is marked reviewed. Gene Ontology annotation, cellular component: endoplasmic reticulum; endoplasmic reticulum membrane. The transcript has a single exon. Bases 1 to 1587 code for a protein of 528 amino acids. NCBI's taxonomy places the organism in Eukaryota, Fungi, Ascomycota, Saccharomycetes, Saccharomycetales, Saccharomycetaceae.
AUGCAAAAUGCUCAAAUAAAGAGCUCUUCUAAAGGCAGCGGAAUAGAUGGUACAGAUCGCAAUAGCAAAGAUGGUGUAGAAAAGAGACCCCUGGAAGAUGUAAAGCAAAUGAUUGACGCUGGAACACCAGAUGUUGGCCACAAAUCUACUGUUGAAACUAAGCCAAACGUUGGAUGGCAAGCCUCUCACAGUAAUUUGGCUGCAUUACACGAAAAAGAGCAGAAAUAUGAAAUGGAGCACCAUCAUGCUCGUCAUAAACUGCAUCGUCAAGUUAUUCCGGAUUACACGUCUGCCUCGACCGCAAUGUUCAGCGAUUGUAUGUUCAACGCAGCACCAGAUAAAGUACGAAGUCUCAGUACGAUGAAGUCUUCUGGACUCUCGCCAAAACACCCAUUUAACGUAGUCGCCACCUUUAAAGGACCAUUCCCGCAGCAUAGUGUAGAAUCAAAGCCUCUCGAUGGUGGAUACUCUGCCAAAGACCAUUUUCCCUCAUUUAAGAUGUUGCAAGCCCAGCAGCACCCAGCCCAUCGCCAUUACAAAGACAACGACAAGUACGGUCUUAAAUCACCUUCCCGGUCCUUCGUGAAGGACAAGAAAAGGUUGGUUCACCGGUUUUUGAAAUCCAUGGAGCCUUCUUCGUCUGGGCAAUCUAAGGAUUCGUCUGCACUGGCGCCGGCUUUCGAUCCAAUAUUGCCCAAUGUUAUAUCUAAGCCUUCCAAGCGACCCACACAUCAUUCGCAUUCAUCAGACGGGAGUUCUAGCACGCAGACAGAUAUAUCGUUACAGAGCUUGCUUUACCAUGAUCUUGAAAGCUCACCAAAGAAACAUGUUUCGCCCUCAAGACCGCCCUCUGUAGCUUCCGAAUCCUCUCCUGCCGUUGCUAAUCCCAUUGGGCUUUCGCCAAAAGACGCCUGCAAUGCAUCGUUUUCGCAGUCGUCCUCAUCUUCGUUGUCUUCUUCUUCAUCGUCUUCAUCAUCGACGUCAUUCUCACAGUCAGUGGCUGUUGAUCCUCUUGAACCUCCUGGAAAUAUCACAUAUAGUAGUUCGAAUCUUUCGCUAAAUUCAGAUGAAUUAGACUACUAUCAGCGUCAUAUCGGAUUGCAGUUACAGCAGACAGAAGCUUUACUAAAGCACAGUUUGAAAGAUGAGGUUCUGAAAGAUGAAAAUGACCUUGUUAAAAACAUUGCAAAUUUUGACAAGAUCGUUAAAGAGCUAAGGGACUUAAGAUCCAGGACCAUUGGAUGGAAAGAGCUUGUUGAAGAGGAUUAUUUAAUGAAUUUGAAACAGGAUUUUGACAAGGAAAACCCCGAAUCAUUUGAGGCACGUUUGAGUGAUACAAUAAAUACAAACGUGGCAAAAUUACAAGAUUUAGAGAAAAGAAUGGCUUCUUGCAAAGACAGGUUGGCCUCUAGGAAGGAAGUAAUGAGGAAAAUGGAAAGUUUAUUGUCUUUGGAGAAUUCCUUAAUGAUAUCCAAAAAAAAUGUAACAUUCGCAUCUAAAUACCGCAACGAGGCCCUUGAUAUUGUCUUUUUAAUUAUCAUCAUCGUCAUAUGCUAUACCUUCAAGCAUCUAGUAUCGCAUAAAUAA